Molecule: messenger RNA, 1135 nt
Organism: Penaeus monodon (black tiger shrimp)
Lineage: Eukaryota; Metazoa; Arthropoda; Malacostraca; Decapoda; Penaeidae
Gene: djl
Source: RefSeq, a predicted model, not a curated record
UGUCGACAAGCGCUAGCUUAGGACGCAAGUGCAGAGCGCCAUGGUUCCGAGGGGCGCCUUCCUCUUGCUGGCGGUGUCGGCGAUUUGGCUGAGUGGGUGUGUUCGCCCAGCGGCUUCAGAUCAUCCGGUCACUACAUGCAGUGAGGGAAAAGGAAUCUGCGUUCAAAAGAAGCUCUGUAGCCUGCCGGUGGCCGACGCUGCUUGUGACAAAAUUGGAAGCAUAUGCUGCAAAAAAGGUUUUCUUAAUCUUAAACGUACUUCAGAGCGAAAAGGCAACCAAGAUUCCACGAAGGUUGUAGAGAAGAGAUGUACGGAACAGUUUGGGACAUGCAGCCACGAUUGCCCAGGUGCUGUUGACAACGAAAGAAAUUGCCCCGACAAAAUGAUGUGCUGCAAGAAGUCACUCAAAUUAGAGACUCAAAAACAAAUUACGGCUAGAGGAAGAGACAAUGACUGUACAGCAGCAGGAGGAACGUGCAACGACGCUACCAAUAAAUGUCAAGAGAAACUUCCUAUCGAAUGUCCGGAUGCGACUAAAAACUGCUGCAAGAGAACCAAGGACACCUGCAAAUCAAAGGGCUUCAGGUGCGUAAAAAACUGUAGAGGAAAUGUCAAGAAACUGAAAGGUUGUAAGAAAGGAAAAGUUUGCUGCGACAGGGCAAAGAAAGAGAACUGCAAAAGCUUGGGCGGAAACUGUAAAGUUGAAAGUAAAUGCAGAAACGAAAUCCUAAGUCCCACCAAGAAAUGUAGGAGUAAUAAGAUAUGUUGCAAGAAAGGAGAAACGUGUAAAAACAUGAAUGGUGUUUGUCGAAAGGAAUCUAAAUGUAACAAAAACAUUCUUACUCCCUCUAUACCAUGCAAAGAUGGUAAGAUCUGUUGCGAAAGAGGAGAAACUGUAGGGGGCUGGGUGGUAACUGUCGAAAGGCGUCUAAAUGCAAGAAAAACACACUUACUCCUUCUAUACCAUGCAAAGAUGGUAAGGUCUGCUGCGAAAGAGGAGAAACCUGUAGAAAGCUGGGUGGAAACUGUCGAAAGGAGUCUAAAUGCAAGAAAAACACACUUACUCCUUCUAUACCAUGCAAAGAUGGUAAAGUAUGUUGUGAAAAAGGAGAAACCUGUAGAAAGGGGGAAAUGA